This is a messenger RNA of Sinocyclocheilus grahami, 827 nucleotides long. Its product is annotated as tricarboxylate transport protein, mitochondrial-like. Bases 182 to 625 code for a protein of 147 amino acids. The record is from RefSeq and is a predicted model, not a curated record. Gene Ontology annotation, molecular function: citrate secondary active transmembrane transporter activity. Gene Ontology annotation, cellular component: mitochondrion. The transcript is spliced from 4 exons. Lineage: Eukaryota; Metazoa; Chordata; Actinopteri; Cypriniformes; Cyprinidae. Gene Ontology annotation, biological process: mitochondrial citrate transmembrane transport.
AAAAACACACCCUCACACAGAGUCUGCACGAGUCCUAUUGACAGAGAGCAGGACACUUCAGGCUGUCUAAAGAUCACACAGAGCUCGCCACUUCACUUCUGAGCGCGGUUUACUCUACAAAUACUGUUUCUGCUGUGCGGGAGGCGCGUGUGUCUCCAAACCCCGCUUUAAAACAAGAAAAAUGUCAGUGAACCCGAAAUUUGUGAGUCCUUUCCACAGACCGCACUGUUUAUCAGCCGCUGCGCCCGCCGGACAAGCCAAACUCACACACCCUGGAAAGGCCAUUUUAGCUGGUGGGAUUGCUGGAGGCAUUGAAAUCUGCAUCACAUUUCCUACAGAGUAUGUGAAAACUCAGAUACAGUUAGAUGAGAAGGCAAACCCGCCUCGCUACAAAGGCAUCGUUGACUGUGUGAAGCAGACGGUGCAUGAUCAUGGCGUGAAGGGUCUGUACCGCGGUCUGAGCUCUCUGGUCUAUGGCUCAAUUCCCAAAGCCGCGGUGAGCUCCUGUAGAUUCUACAAAGGCACCGUGCCCAGGUUAGGUCGGGUGUGUAUGGACGUGGCUAUAGUGUUCAUAAUCUACGAGGAAGUGGUUAAAGUUCUCAACAAGGUGUGGAAGACAGAUUAAUGGAAGCGUGAUGCUGAUGGGCGGAGUCUGGCCUUCAUGACAGCAUAUUACAGCAUUUACUCCGCAGGCAAAAUAUCUGCCAACAGCAGAUGACACAGAAAGUCACUGGAAUGUACUUAAUUAUCCUCAUUUAAUCAACACAGAGAGAGAGAGAGAGAGAGAGAGAUUUCCCCAACUAAUGUGAGAAAGACACCAAAUACUU